GAGGUCCGCGUGCCGGUGUUUGUCUCCGGGGUUCUGCUCAUGCUGUCAGAUUACUGCUGUAACCGUGUUAGCAUAGAAACGUCAGAAAUCGAGACCCUUUGAGUAUCUGUUAAGAUCAAACAGGUCAGCGUGUGUCCGGCUCAGGGGCUGUUUGGUCACGUGAGAUGUGCUGUGACGCAUUUUGUCCUCCAAACGUGGACAAUAAAGUUGUUUUGAUUGUUGAAGUAGAAGUAGGUCGAGGCCGGAGCAUUUCUAUAUUUUUCUUCAUAAUUCACAGACUUCUGCUUGAAAUCCAGCAUUUGCGUUUAGAUGUAAGACGCACGCGCAGUGUCGGUGUUUAGGACAUGGAAAUGGUUUUCCAAUUUUCUAUUGUGUGCUCUUCUGCUGCUGUAGCCCAUCUGCUGUAAGGUGAGGCUGGUCGGAUGUCUUUGGGUUUUUUUUUAUCUGUAGUUGUGAGCUUGUGACGGAGUCCUUGGAUCGAUUGGUCAGACACCAGGACUGACGAAGAGACUGGGCAGCUUCUUCUCUCAAAAUGUUUCUUCCACACAUGAAGGUGGAAAGGGUGUGAAGUGAGCUCAGUAGGUGUGGCUUCAGCUAUGGAUCAGUGUGAGGACAGAGAGGAGGGAGUCCCUCCCUCUAAAUCCACUCUGUGUGGGGAACAUGAGAGCAAGACCAAAGCUCAGAGUUUCUAUCAGAAAACACAAGCCCCUCCUUCAUCCACCGGUUUGUCCUUCAAGAGUAAUCGAUCUAUGAUUCAACCCAUUAUAUUCAAAGAUGAAGACAAACAUGCACAUUAUAGAAUCAAUAAGGAGACACUGUUGUCUACUUCACUGAGCUGUAUGUCAAUGAAGAGUGACCGAUCUAUGAUUCAACCAAUAACCUUUUCAGGUGUUUUGCAGAGCUCAGAGACUCUCAGUGGUCAGUCUGAUCUGGACUCCAUAUUUACGACGCUGGAGGAGAACAUGUUCAGUUUUUUAAAGAAUGAGCUGAAGAAGAUGAGGAAGGUCAUGCUUUCAAACUAUCCAGAAUGGUUAGAGUGUCAGAGGGAGGAUGAGGAGGUGCUGGAGGCUGAGGAUGAAGAACAGAGGAGAAGCAGCAGAGAGUCAUUUUUGAAGAUCACGCUGCACUUCCUUAGGAGAAUGAAGCAGGAGAAGCUGGCUGAGUGUCUGCAGAGCAGAACUCGUGCUGCAAAGUGCCAAAAAACCCUGAAGUCUAACCUGAAAAAGAAGUUCCAGUGUGUGUUUGAGGGGAUCGCUAAAGCAGGAAGCUCAGCCCUUCUGAAUCAGAUAUACACAGAGCUCUACAUCACAGAGGGAGGGACUGCAGGGGUCAAUGAUGAACAUGAGAUCAGACAAAUUGAAAUGGCAUCCAGGAAAUCGGACAGACCAGAAACAACAAUCAGACAAGAAGACAUCUUUAAAGCCUCAUCUGUUAAAGAUAAACCAAUAAGAUCAGUGCUGACAAAGGGAGUGGCUGGCAUUGGGAAAACAGUCCUAACACAGAAGUUCACUCUGGACUGGGCUGAAGACAAAGCCAACCAGGACAUCCAGUUCAUGUUUCCAUUCACUUUCAGAGAGCUAAAUGUGCUGAAAGAGAAAAAGUUCAGCUUGGUGGAACUUGUUCAUCACUUCUUUCCUGAAACCAAAGAAGCAGGAAUCUGCAGCUUUGAAGACUUCCAGGUUGUGUUCAUCUUUGAUGGUCUGGAUGAGUGUCGACUUCCUCUGGACUUCCACAAAACUAAAACCCUCACUGAUGUUACAGAGUCCACCUCAGUGGAUGUGCUGGUGAUAAACCUCAUCAGGGGAAAACUUGUUCCCUCUGCUCGCCUCUGGAUAACCACAAGACCUGCAGCAGCCAAUCAGCUCCCUCCUGAGUGUGUUGGCACGGUGACAGAGGUAAGAGGGUUCACUGACCCACAGAAGGAGGAGUACUUCAGAAAGAGAUUCAGAGAAAAGGAAAAGGCCAACAGGAUCAUCUCCCACAUCAAGACAUCACAAAGCCUCCACAUCAUGUGCCACAUCCCAGUCUUCUGCUGGAUCACUGCUACAGUUCUGGAGGAUGUGCUGAAAACCAGAGAGGGAGGAGCGCUGCCCAAGACCCUGACUGAGAUGUACAUCCACUUCCUGGUGGUUCAGGCCAAAGUGAAGAAGGUCAAGUAUGAUGGAGGAACUGAGAUAGAUCAGCACUGGUGUCCAGAGAGCAAGAAGAUGAUUGAGUGUCUGGGAAAACUGGCUUUUGAUCAGCUGCAGAAAGGAAACCUGAUCUUCUAUGAAUCAGACCUGACAGAUUUUGAAGUAAUUAUCAAGGAUGCCUCAGUGUACUCAGGAGUGUUCACACAGAUCUUUAAAGAGGAAAGUGGACUAUACCAGGACAAGGUGUUCUGCUUCAUCCAUCUGAGUGUUCAGGAGUUUCUGGCUGCUCUUCAUGUCCAUCUGACCUUCAUCAACUCUGGAAUCAACCUGCUGGAGAAACAGCAAAAAACAGAUCAGUAUUCUUUAAAACAUCUCCACCAGAGUGCAGUGGACAAGGCCUUAGAGAGUUCAAAUGGUCACCUGGACUUGUUCCUCCGCUUCCUCCUUGGGCUUUCACUGCAGUCCAAUCAGGCUCUCCUAAAAGGUCUACUGACACAGACAGGAAGUAGUUCAAAUACUGAUGUGGAAACAGUCCAGUACAUCAAGAAGAAGAUCAGUGGUAAUCAGUCUGCAGAGAAAAGCAUUAAUCUGUUCCACUGUCUGAAUGAACUGAAUGAUGGUUCUCUAGUGGAGGAGAUCCAACAGUCUCUGACUUCAGGAAGUCUGUCCACAGAUAAACUUUCUCCUGCUCAGUGGUCAGCUCUGGUCUUCAUCUUAUUGUCAUCAAAGGAAGAUCUUGAUGUAUUUGACCUGAAGGAAUACUCUGCUACUGAGGAUGCUCUUCUGAGGCUUCUGCCAGUAGUCAAAGCCUCAAAGAAAGCUCUGUAA
Messenger RNA from Oreochromis niloticus (Nile tilapia), 2960 nucleotides. Its product is annotated as NLR family CARD domain-containing protein 3. The record is from RefSeq and is a predicted model, not a curated record. The coding region runs from base 597 to 2960 and encodes 787 amino acids. Lineage: Eukaryota; Metazoa; Chordata; Actinopteri; Cichliformes; Cichlidae. The transcript is spliced from 9 exons.